UAGAGAGAGAGGACGGUCCUGUUAGAACUGAGGAACUCCUUGCUGGUUUAUUCCAAAAGAGAGAGAGAGAGAGAGAGGAGCAUUUUAUAAAAUCCUACGUCUGCAUUUUUGCCACCUGUACAUUAUCGAAUGCAGAAUCGGGAUCCGUCCAAAACUGCAUCAUUCACUUGUGGAAAUAAUAAUAAUCAUAUUAAUAAUGCUAUUUUGAGUUAAUAAAGCACGGUAGUCUUUGCAGUUAGACUCGUCAACCUGCCCGACCCGCGGUGACUACUGGCGGCUCACCAGUGCUGAAAGGCAGUUAUGCAGAAAAGUUCCUGGCAACUUUUGAAGACAGUGAAAGAAGAAACGACUGACUAAAUUCUUAAACCUACGCUGAUUCAGCAUUACGGUUUUUUACCGUCGGUGUGUCUUAGGACGGAUCAUCUGGAAUUAACUGUUUAAACUGUUUAACUGAAGCCAAACAAGAAUUUGCAAUGCGGUUAGCGGCGCUAGUGAUAAUAAUUCUGGCGAACUUCUGUGACAGAGGCAUUAAUGGUCAAGGCGGAGCUAUAAAAAAUGUAAGAUCUUCCAAUAUACGACGCGAAGCUGGCAAUCACCUCACAGACUUGUACCGGAAAGAAGAAACCAUCAUCUUCUCUGAAAAUGGCUUUGUGCAGAGCCCACGCUUUCCCAGCAACUACCCCAGGAACUUACAUUUGACAUGGAAAUUAUCUUCACCAGAAAAUACCCGUAUACAACUUGAUUUCGACAGUCGCUUCGGCCUGGAGGAGCCAGAAAAUGAUAUUUGCAGGUAUGACUUUGUUGAGGUUGAAGAUAUUUCAGAAACCAGUACUGUCAUCAGAGGUAGAUGGUGUGGCCAUAAGGAAGUUCCUCCCAGAAUUAUAUCUAAAGCAAACUGGAUUAAAAUCACCUUUAAAUCAGAUGACUAUUUUGUGGCCAAACCUGGAUUUAAAGUUCAGUUCUCUCUUGUGGAUGAUGUGCAACCUGUACCUUCAGAAACAAACUGGGAAGCAGUUACUCUUUCAGUGUCUGGACUGGACAUGUUUUCCUCUUCUGUAACUGAUACCCCUUUGCUAGCCGCUGUCCUUGACCUGACAAUUGCUGCUUUUACCACAGUGGAAGAGGUCCUGAAGCACAUAAACCCAGACACCUGGCAAGAGGACUUAGAAAAAAUAUAUAGUGAUACCGGUCACUACAGGCCUCGAACAUAUCACCAGGAAAGAAAACAAAAGAUUGACCUUGACAGAAUGAAUGACGAUGUAGCACGCUACAGCUGUACUCCUCGAAAUUACUCUGUAAAUCUCAGAGAAGAGCUGAAGGUGACCAAUGCUGUUUUUUUCCCCCGUUGCCUGCUGGUACAGCGUUGUGGUGGGAACUGCGCAUGUGGCACAGAGAACUGGAGAUCCUGCACCUGUGGUGUGUUAAAAAAGUCCACGAAGCUUUAUGAGGUGCUCAAAUUUACUCCUGACCUUGGCCAUUUCAGGAAGAGAAGCAAAGCGAAAAGUGUGUCACUAACUGAAAUUCACCUUGAACACCAUGAGCGAUGUGACUGCAUCUGCAACUCAAGACCACCACGAUGAAAGUUGGACAGUCAGACACUGUUAAAUACAUUUAUUGUCCUUUAGGCCAAGGAGCAUUUCCACUCUGCUGCAUUAGGAAUGAGUAUGUGACUUGCUGUGCAUAAGUUAAACUUUCUGUUAAACUUGCAUUGUCUCACAUAAAUUCUGUAGUCCUCUGUUGCAAGGCAUUAACACCUAUAAGUAACUUUGUGAUACAAGAAUGGAACUUCGCUGACUUCUGCAGUAUCCAUUCUUAACUUUGGACUCUUAAUAAACUUGCACUUGCUCCCAACCUCCACCUCCUCCUCCUCCUCUGCUCAUUCACAUUGAUUCUAAAAUUGUAAUCUAGUAUUAGAGAAAAUAUAUUAUUUAUUUCUUUUAUCUUUCAUUUAUUAGAUUGUAACACUGAAUUAAUUGCAUUCAGAAUAUGAACAGUGACACUCGGCAUACAGCAGCAUUCAUUAUAUCCCUUCCUUUUAGACUAGAGAUGGGCUCUGUACUUUAAUUUUUGUUUCAGUGUGGUAUCUAGCAAUCAAGCAUUACACAGUGUGUUCAUUUGAACUACAAUGUUAUAAGAAAACAAUGUGCAAGAUCGAGUCAUUUUUCUUUAAACUCAAUAUAGUGUAGUGCUUUGACCCCCUCCUAAUUUUGAGACUUCUGAAAUACUAAAAAGUGAAAUGAUAUUGAUACAGUUCUGUCCCAGACUUUAUGAAAAGUAUUUUUAGUUUUUCAGAAGAAUUUUUGUGGAUAUUCAGUUCUGUUUAUUGAUAUGAGAAUUGGUGAAGUAAAAUGAGGUUGGGCAAAAUAGUCUAUCAUGGCGUAUCUUUAUACACAAUCAAAUGCAGGAAAGCAUUUUUAUAUUGCAGAA
Messenger RNA from Polypterus senegalus (gray bichir), 2427 nucleotides. It is a transcript of the gene pdgfd, whose product is annotated as platelet derived growth factor d. The coding region runs from base 474 to 1580 and encodes 368 amino acids. Gene Ontology annotation, molecular function: platelet-derived growth factor receptor binding; growth factor activity. Gene Ontology annotation, biological process: positive regulation of ERK1 and ERK2 cascade; positive regulation of cell population proliferation; positive regulation of MAP kinase activity. The record is from RefSeq and is a predicted model, not a curated record. Lineage: Eukaryota; Metazoa; Chordata; Cladistia; Polypteriformes; Polypteridae. Gene Ontology annotation, cellular component: membrane. The transcript is spliced from 7 exons.